Messenger RNA from Phodopus roborovskii (desert hamster), 627 nucleotides. RefSeq names its product glycosyl-phosphatidylinositol-anchored molecule-like protein. The transcript has 4 exons. NCBI's taxonomy places the organism in Eukaryota, Metazoa, Chordata, Mammalia, Rodentia, Cricetidae. The coding region runs from base 1 to 627 and encodes 208 amino acids. The record is from RefSeq and is a predicted model, not a curated record.
AUGGAGAAAGUCUAUUCCACUUUCCUCUUGUUCACGGUCUGGAGUCCUUUGCGGCAGUUGAGGUUCACCUGUGUGUUGGAGAUUAUGCUCUUCUUCUUCUGGCUAAUUCUCCUAGUUCUCCCAUGGGUAGAUGCCACUGUCAACCAUACCAGUGUGUGGAACAAUAGUACCAGUGUUUGGGACAAGGGUACCACGUCAUUGAGCAUUGCCAUCCAACCUAGGCAAAAUAUUAUUAUGAAAUGUCAUCAGUGUUCUCAGAAGAACACCUUCAAUUGCCCCAGGGAACAUCCAUGUAAUGAUGAUCAAAGACGCUGUGGGACAAUUGCCGUACGUAUGAGCUCUAGAGCACUCUUAGUCUACAAACACUGUAUGAGAGAGUGCACUUUCGUGCAUGUUCAGCCUCCACCAACUGAGUUGUCAAGAAGACUUCCCAGCACCAAUAGCUUCUACUAUUCCAACUGCUGCUCCGGCGUUCUUUGCAAUGAUGGAGGACCUACUAAUGUAGAGAGGGACUUGUUACCUCCCCUUGUGGUUGAAGAAGAAGUAGUUGCCAGAGCUGUGUCUCCAGGGGAGUGCAACCUUCUCUUGACCCUUGCCUUAAUCCUCUCUAGCAGCAUACUGACCUGA